Messenger RNA from Eremomyces bilateralis CBS 781.70, 402 nucleotides. RefSeq lists its product as uncharacterized. NCBI's taxonomy places the organism in Eukaryota, Fungi, Ascomycota, Dothideomycetes, Eremomycetales, Eremomycetaceae. Bases 125 to 349 code for a protein of 74 amino acids. The record is from RefSeq and is a predicted model, not a curated record. The transcript has a single exon.
UAAGUUUAGAAUAUAUAAGAGGCUAAUUUUAAGAGUAUGAAGAUAUGCAGGGGCUGAGAUGUCUCUGGUAUUGCAAUAUAACUAUUUUCUAAAGUCUACAAGAUGAGAAGGGUGAAAACUCUUUAUGCAACAACACUUCUGCAUUACCGUUCACCAGGUUCAUGGAGAGGCAGCCGAGCUCGGGAAGUACCAAGAACUGUUCUACAUAUUAUUCUUCGUCUUAUCUCUCCUCCUUGCCUUUUUUUCCCGUAUAAAGUGUCUAUCCCUCCAACGCCGGGUUGACUAUAUAUGUUGGCAGUCAUGGAAGUCGAGGACAUCUAUAUGGACCUGGACACUGACAGAGAGGUAAGGUACUCUAGAGUAGCGUCAGGGGCUAAUUAAUGGCGGGGCGCGGGAUUGGUU